AUUCAAUGCACUGGUGCAAUACUUGUAGUAGUAAUAUAUGGAAAAGCGUAUAUCUCGUGGGUAUCACACCGAUUUACGCGAUUGACGAUACUGCCUCCUUUGGAAGCAAACGUGUUCUGGGUCAAGCAAACGUUAAAACGCCCCCCUUAUAGGGCUUGUGUUAUGCCGUGUUCUGGGUCAUGAAAAUUGAGAGCGAUUAGAACCAUGUCUACCGAUUUCUGUUUCGAGCAUUCGGAGAUCAGCAUAUUGCCUCUUGAUAACUCCAAAUUUGAGGCUAAAGAGAUUGUGAGUGAGUCUGAAAACGAAUCUGUCCGCCAAUCGCCUUGCAAAAAACCGAAGGUUGUCGCAGAAAAUACUGAUGGCGAGUCCGAGUAUGAUUCGCUUAGCGAUCCAGAUUCGGAGUCAGAUAUGCACCCCUAUUAUGGGGAAAUGGAAUCAGAAUGUUUUAACAUUGGUGAUGAACCAACAGUAAUUUGCAACAUGCGGAUGUAUCCAUUCGAUUUGCUAGAAGAAAAGAACAGGCGGAGGAUGAGGUUUUGGGCCAAUUAUGCUAUAUUUAUCAUGAAUGAGCAGAUCUUUGUCAAUCAGAAUCCAUAUAAGAGCCUCCAACUAAAGGAAGUAGUACGGGUUGUUUCAACUCCAAUGCCCUGCUGUGCAAUAUUCAUGACAUUCCAAGCUCAAGAUAGGAGUGGAGUGGUGUUCGACUAUGAAGCUAAAAUGCAUGACUUCUUGAUAAGUUAUCGAUUGCAGGUUGAGUUUUGCAGAGAAGUGGGAUCCAACAAAAAAAGUCAUUCCGAGAUGGAUGAUGUUUCUUCGUGAUUCUAAAGAACGUGAAUAUGUACAAUCAGAAGACGAUGUGAUCCAGUUCAAGGAUGUUGAACUUAAGGGGCGCUUCAGUCCCCAUUUUGAACAAAUUAAAAAAAGCAAAUCUUUACCGCUGCUUGUGUUCGCUGGCACCCUUCACCCAGUAGAUUGUUCAAAUGAAGAAGAAUUUCGAAGAGUCAAGUUUUGUGCCAAAUUUGCCUUAUUUCACUAUACUGCAGAAGAGGAAUCAAAGCCUACCCUCCAAUUCAAGGAAAUUGUGGAUGCUAUUAAGAGUGCAACAUCACCUAGUCAAACAUACUAUAUUACUUUCAAAGCCAAAGACACUAUGUCAAGCAACAAAGAGGUUACUUUUUAUGCUCAAGUGUUUGAUCACAUGUCAAAACAUUACUUGAAGCUGGGAUUUUGCAGGGAUGCAUCUGGGAAUAGAGUUAUUCCGCCAGAUUGGGAGUAACCAGAACAUGUAUGUUGGAUGUUACAUGUAGUAAAGAACUUGAUGUUGGCUAGUGGUUGAAUGCUUAGUAGAGUUUUUAUUCCAGGAGGUAACAUGUAGUGAAGAACUUGGCAUGGCUUGUGUAACGACUGUGAUGAAUGCUUAGUAGAGUUUUUAUUCCAGGAGGUAACAUGUAGUGAAGAACUUGGCAUGGCUUGUGUAACCAUCGUGAUAAAUGCUUGGUAGGGUUUUGACCCUAUGUUUCGUAUUUUUAAUACCCGAGUACGUAAUACGUAGUAUAUUUUUAAGGAAAAAUUGAUAGUAAUAAUCCCAAUUAUUGGCGGUCCGCUCAUAAUAAUCCCAACUAUUGAUUAUUACAGAAUAAUCCCAACUUUAGGGACCUUCCGCCAAUAAUGGUCCCUAUGAAUAAAUUCUUGUAGUUUCUAAAGUGGAUGAGAUGAGAUAUAACAAGUAAUCCCUAUAAAUAAUCUCAACUUUUAAUUUUUACGCUUAAUUUCUAUUGAAAAUUCACUUUUUAUAGAGGUAAUAUAUGGUCAUGGACCAUUAUUGGCGGAUAGUCUAUAUAGUUGGGAUUAUACAAAAAUAAUCAAAAGUUGGGAUUAUUUUCAGCGGAUCGGCAAUAGUUGGGAUUAUUAUUUUCAAUUUUUCCUAUUUUUAACCAUGUCAAAUUCAAAUGAACCUAUUUGUUGUGAUUUUGGCAAUUAUUAUGCAGUUCUGUUUAG
Molecule: messenger RNA, 1998 nt
Organism: Cuscuta epithymum
Lineage: Eukaryota; Viridiplantae; Streptophyta; Magnoliopsida; Solanales; Convolvulaceae
Source: the annotation of a GenBank genome assembly